Molecule: messenger RNA, 2362 nt
Organism: Chaetura pelagica (chimney swift)
Lineage: Eukaryota; Metazoa; Chordata; Aves; Apodiformes; Apodidae
Gene: KCND2
Product: potassium voltage-gated channel, Shal-related subfamily, member 2
Exons: 7
Coding region: 56-2011 (651 amino acids)
Biological process (GO): potassium ion transmembrane transport; protein homooligomerization
Cellular component (GO): voltage-gated potassium channel complex; membrane
Molecular function (GO): A-type (transient outward) potassium channel activity; protein binding; voltage-gated monoatomic ion channel activity involved in regulation of postsynaptic membrane potential
Source: RefSeq, a predicted model, not a curated record
UGGACCAGGACUAUCUCUAGCUUGGCUUCCUUAACUGUAGUAGGUGUUUGGAACCAUGGCAGCAGGAGUAGCAGCUUGGUUACCCUUCGCCAGGGCAGCAGCCAUAGGAUGGAUGCCAGUGGCCACAGGUCCUAUGCCAGCUGCUCCGCGGCAGGAGAGGAAGCGAAGUCAGGACUCUCUGAUUGUGCUGAAUGUGAGUGGCAUCCAGUUCCAGACGUGGCUGGACACCUUAGAGCGCUACCCUGACACUCUGUUGGGCAGUUCGGAGCGGGACUUCUUCUACCACCCUGAGACACAGCAGUACUUUUUUGAUCGGGACCCUGACAUUUUCCGCCACAUUCUCAACUUCUACCGUACCGGGAAGCUUCAUUAUCCUCGCCAGGAAUGCAUCUCAGCUUACGAUGAGGAGCUGGCUUUCUUUGGCAUCAUCCCUGAGAUUAUUGGCGAUUGCUGUUAUGAGGAGUACAAGGAUCGCCGGCGUGAGAAUGCUGAGCGCCUGCAGGAUGAUGCCGAUCAGGAUCCUGCAGCUGAGAGCUCCCUGCCCUCAAUGACAGCUCGGCAGAGGAUGUGGCGGGCCUUUGAAAACCCACACACCAGCACACUGGCCCUGGUCUUCUACUAUGUCACUGGUUUCUUCAUUGCUGUCUCUGUUAUUGCCAAUGUGGUGGAGACAGUGCCCUGUGGGGUAAGCCCAGGUCGCAUCAAAGAGCUGCCAUGUGGAGAGCGUUAUGCUGUGGCUUUCUUCUGUCUGGAUACUGCCUGUGUCAUGAUCUUCACAGUUGAGUAUCUCCUACGUCUGCUGGCGGCCCCUAGUCGCUACAAAUUCGUGCGCAGUGUCAUGAGUAUCAUUGAUGUGGUUGCCAUUAUGCCGUAUUACAUUGGUCUGGUGAUGACAGAUAAUGAGGAUGUCAGUGGGGCUUUUGUGACACUACGAGUCUUUCGUGUCUUCAGGAUCUUUAAGUUUUCCCGCCAUUCGCAGGGGCUGCGCAUCCUGGGCUAUACCCUGAAAAGUUGUGCCUCGGAGUUAGGCUUCCUCCUCUUCUCACUCACAAUGGCCAUUAUCAUCUUUGCCACAGUCAUGUACUAUGCAGAGAAAGGUUCAUCAGCCAGCAAGUUCACCAGCAUCCCUGCAGCCUUCUGGUACACCAUUGUCACCAUGACAACACUGGGAUACGGUGACAUGGUGCCAAAGACAAUAGCUGGCAAGAUUUUUGGUUCAAUAUGCUCUCUGAGUGGGGUCUUGGUCAUUGCUCUGCCAGUUCCUGUAAUCGUCUCCAACUUCAGCCGUAUCUACCACCAGAAUCAACGAGCAGACAAGCGCAGAGCACAAAAGAAAGCCAGACUUGCUCGAAUUCGUGCAGCAAAGAGUGGGAGUGCUAAUGCCUACAUGCAGAGCAAACGAAAUGGCUUACUGAGUAACCAGCUGCAGCAGUCCUCCGGUGAAGAAGAACAGGCCUUUGUUGGCAAAGCUGGCUCUGCCUUUGAAACACAGCACCACCACCUGCUUCACUGCCUGGAAAAAACUACGGUAAGAAAAGAUAACUGUUCUUCUAAACUGCUUUCAAUACAUCCAUCUACAGUAAAGAACCACGAAUUUGUGGAUGAGCAAGUCUAUGAAGAGAGCUGUAUGGAGGUUGCCACAGUCAACAGACCCCCCAGCCACAGCCCCUCUCUCUCGUCUCAACAAGGUGUUACCAGCACUUGCUGCUCACGCAGACAUAAAAAGACCUACCGCAUCCCAAACACCACCAUCAGCGGCAGCCGCCCCGGCAGCGUGCAAGAGCUCAGCACCAUCCAGAUCAGAUGUGUGGAGAGGACGCCUCUGUCUAACAGCCGUUCCAGCUUAAAUGCCAAAGUGGAAGAGUGUGUUAAACUAAACUGUGAGCAGCCUUAUGUCACCACAGCAAUAAUUAGCAUCCCGACACCUCCCGUCACCACACCUGAAGGAGAUGAUAGGCCAGAGUCUCCUGAGUAUUCAGGAGGAAACAUUGUCAGAGUAUCUGCUUUAUAAAAUAAGGAAUUAUUUAUAAAUUAGCAUAAAGACCACAUGCAAGCUGAGCUCAAGAAGUGAGAAAUGAGUCGCGAGGAAUGAGAGAGCUGAUGAAGGCAAUGCCCCUUGACGUGAGCACCAGUGGCCGUGGACCGAGAGAUUCAGGAGAAACAAAACACUUUGUGAGUUUUGGUGUCGUAGCGUGUGAACCAAAAGGAGUUUCUUACCCUUGUUCAAACUGACACGCAGUGGGAUCUUCUGUCACCAUCCUGACUUACUAUAUGAGCACAAUGAAAUGUCCCCAUUGAUGCUUCUUCUUAUCAUGAGAGCUCUUUUUAGAAAAAAAGAAAAACCACAAAACAAAAAAUAGAA